Molecule: messenger RNA, 846 nt
Organism: Ixodes scapularis (black-legged tick)
Lineage: Eukaryota; Metazoa; Arthropoda; Arachnida; Ixodida; Ixodidae
Product: putative nuclease HARBI1
Exons: 4
Coding region: 1-846 (281 amino acids)
Source: RefSeq, a predicted model, not a curated record
AUGUACCAUAUGCAGCUGUACAGUGUGAGGGGACAAACGCUCCUAGCGCUGAAAUUCUUCGCUACCGGCACCUUCUUGAUCACGGCGGGGGACUUUCUGCAUCUGCAUGAAUCUACAGCGUCACGGUGCGUGCGAAGAGUGGCCCUGGCUCUGGCAAAGCAAGCGCCGCACUUCAUACGGUGGCCAACAGCAGCGGAAGUCCCCGAACUGCAGCGGCAGUUCUACGCCGUGGACGGCUUUCCGGGCGUCGUAGGAGCCAUCGACGGCACCCACGUUCGGAUCCAAGGGCCACCGCUGCACGAGGAAGUGUUCGUGAACCGACACUUCUACCAUUCCAUCAACGUGCAGCUGGUGGUCGACGCGCGCUCAAGGAUUCUCAACGUGGUUGCCAAGUGGCCCGGAAGCGUCCACGACUCGUACGUGCUGUCGCAGAGCAGUGUCGGGGAGAACUUCGCAACCGGCGCGUACGGCGGCCUCCUCAUCGGCGACAGCGGCUACCCGUGCAGGCCUUGGUUGAUGGCGCCUUUUCGAUCGCCGACCACGCCGGCCGAGUGUGCGUACAACCAGACGCACGCAACGACUCGGUCCGUGGUCGAAAGGACGAUCGGGCAGCUGAAGCGCCGCUUCCACUGCCUGCACGCCGAGCUGAGGAUGCUGCCAGAGCGCUGCUGCACCAUCGCUGUGGCGUGCUGUGUGAUGCACAACAUUGCACAGCACUACACGUGCAGGGAAGGUGACUGUGACCUUCCACCAGAGGUUCCCGUGCCUCCAUCGCCACCCGAAGCAGACGAUGGGGUGGCGCGCCGACAUGCAAUUGUGCACCAACACUUUCGUAGUGAGAUUUAA